Messenger RNA from Mollisia scopiformis, 420 nucleotides. RefSeq lists its product as uncharacterized. NCBI's taxonomy places the organism in Eukaryota, Fungi, Ascomycota, Leotiomycetes, Helotiales, Mollisiaceae. Bases 1 to 420 code for a protein of 139 amino acids. The transcript has a single exon. The record is from RefSeq and is a predicted model, not a curated record.
AUGGCUAAAGAAGUCGGUAUGAGGGUAGCUGAAGAAGUCGGUAUAGGUGGUAUGAGGGUAGCUGAAGAAGUUGGUAGAGGCGGUAUGAGCGUGACUAAAGACGUCGGUAGAGGUGGUGUGAGGGUAACCGAAGAAGUUGGUAUAGGUGGUAUGAGGGUAGUUGAAGAAGUCGGUAGAGGUGGUAUGAGGGUAGUUGAAGGAGUUGGUAGAGGCGGUAUGAGGAUGACUGAAGAGGUCGUUAGAAGUGGUCUUGGGAUGACUGAACAAGUCGUUAAAAGUGGUCUUGGGAUAACUGAAGAAGUCGCUAGAGGUGGCAUGAGGAUGACUGAAGAAGUCGUUAAAGCUUUUGCGAAACGCAUCGGAGGUCGGAAAAACUUAGCUGGUGGGAGUGAAGACGAAGCUUUAAAGGGCCCGAAGUAG